AAGGUGACGCAGACUCAGAGAACCCUGCUGCGUCAGUUGGACAGCCAGCAGCAGCUGGAGGGAGAGCUGAUCUCAGGCCUGAGACUUGUUUCUCUGUAAACUGAAGGGAGUUUUCUGUCUGAACUCAUCGUAAUAUUUAUCAAAGAUGGCUGAAGGUGACAACAGAAGCGCGAACCUGUUGGCUCAGGAAACGGCCCAGCUGGAGGAGCAGCUGCAGGGCUGGGGGGAGGUGAUCCUGGCUGCAGACCGGGUCCUGCGCUGGGAGAGACCCUGGUUCCCUGGAGCUCUGCUCGGUGUGAGCAGUGUGGUCUUCUUGCUGGUGUACUACCUGGACCCUUCAGUCCUGACCGGACUGUCCUGUACCGUCAUGCUGCUGUGCCUGGCUGAUUACCUGGUGCCCACCCUCGCCCCCAGGGUCUUUGGCUCCAACAAGUGGACCACGGAGCAGCAGCAGCGCUUCCAUGAGAUCUGUGGGAACCUGGUGAGGACUCAGCGCCGGGUCGUGGGCUGGGGGAGGCGUCUCUGCACCCUCAAAGAGGAGAAACCCAAAGUGUACUUUGCCUCAGUGAUCAGCAGCCUGCUGACGGUGGCCUGGAUCGGACAGCAGGUCCACAACCUGCUGCUCACCUACCUGAUAGUGAGCUUCCUGCUGCUGCUGCCGGGUCUGAACCAACAUGGAAUCAUCACAAAGUACACGGCCAUGGCCAAGAGGGAGAUCAACAAGCUGCUGAAGCACAAGGAGAAGAAGAAUGAGUAGAGGAAGUGAGGGGGAGGAACAGGAAGUGAGGGGGAUGUUUUUACAGUAAAUGCAGGUUUGAUUUGUCUCUGUGCAAAAAGCACUUUUAGUUUGUCAUGUUUUAGUUCUUCACCUGUCACUGUGUGACCUUUGACCCCGUCCCUUCAGAAACAGCUGCUGUGCAUGAAGCUUCUCCAUCACGUCUUUAAUGUUUGAAUUAUAUCCUUCUGGAUUUAGUUACCUGUGACUACUGAGCUGUUUGAACAUCAUUUGAACUUGUUUCUGAACAAAGUGCUGAAAACUAAACUGGAUUGAAAGUCUGGAGUCAGACUGUCUGCUGAAACUUUUGUUUUGUUUUUCUUCUUCUGUCUCUGAAGCUCCAGCAGUGAAUAAAGUUUGAUUUGAACUUCC
Austrofundulus limnaeus is the source of this 1147-nucleotide messenger RNA. It is a transcript of the gene arl6ip1, whose product is annotated as ARL6 interacting reticulophagy regulator 1. The record is from RefSeq and is a predicted model, not a curated record. NCBI's taxonomy places the organism in Eukaryota, Metazoa, Chordata, Actinopteri, Cyprinodontiformes, Rivulidae. Gene Ontology annotation, biological process: cotranslational protein targeting to membrane. The coding region runs from base 146 to 757 and encodes 203 amino acids. Gene Ontology annotation, cellular component: Sec61 translocon complex; membrane. The transcript is spliced from 6 exons.